CUGGAUGUCAGCUAUACUUCGUCAAUCGCGUUUCCUCAUUCUUGGUCUCUAUUUCCUCCAAGCUUCCCAAUCUCCAACGAACGAAGUUCUACAGCCACGCAUCAAACCUGCGUUGAACCCCGCACGUUGAAUUCGAAAAUGUCGAUCGAAAAUUCAUCCCCAGUUCCGUCUCCAUCUGAAAUCUCAUCUCCACCUUCACCUCCAGCUUUACCGUCUAAUCUCAAUCAUCAGAGUCCAACUCAAUCUCCUCCGGAUGGCGGCAUCGAAGCGUGGUUGCAGGUCUUUGGGGCGUUCAUGGUGUUUUGGAAUAUAUGGGGCCUUCCGAUGUCCUUUGGCGCUUUUCAAUCUUUCUACGUGCUCCAAUAUCUUCCAGACUACUCCUCCUCAGCAAUUUCAUGGAUUGGGACGCUACAAGGAGCGUUACUAAUUAUGCUGGGCGUCGUUUCCGGCCCAGUGUACGAUCUCGGCCACUACCAUUUUCUUGUAUAUACUGGAAGUUUUCUUACCAUUUUUGGAAUGAUGAUGCUCAGCCUAUCGACCCAGUAUUACCAAGUCUUUUUGUCGCAAGGAGUCUGUACUGGCGUUGGUUGCGGCUUGCUUUAUGUCCCUACAAUGUCGUUGGUGGGCGGAUCAUUCAAACACAAGAGGGCCAUUGCUAUGAGUGUAAUGACCUCUGGCACUGCUCUCGGUGGUAUAAUAUACACAAUUAUCUUUUCGCGACUCAUUUCACAGAUCGGGUUUCCAUGGACGGUCCGAAUUAUAGCAUUCGUUAGCUUCUCUACCUUCGCAAUGGCUCUUCCGGCUUUAUUUAUACGCCCAGCAAAAGUUAGCGGUCGUACCAGGUCUCUCUUCGAUAAGACUGUCUUCACGGACGUGCCGUUCCUUACUUUUGCCAGCGCACAAUUCUUUAUCUUCCUUGGCUAUUUGGUCCCACUAUUUUACAUCCCGACAUAUGCCCAGAUAGCUCUCAAAGAAAAUAAAUCCGUUGCCCUCUAUAUAUUGAUCGGGUGUCAGGCGGCUUCUUUAUUUGGAAGACUUUUUGCUUCGGUCCCUGCCCAUCAUUUCGGGGUAAUGUUUACCUGGGUCACUUGUUGUAGCGUUUCAAGUAUCCUAUGUUUUGUUUGGAUAGCCACUAAUACUUUGGCGGGUUUCAUCGUGUUCAGCGUGUUGUAUGGGUUCUUCGGCGGAGCACUGAUUGCUCUCCCACCAAGCAUUUUCCCUGUGCUCUGCCCAGAUCCCGGCACUUUAGGCUCUCGUAUGGGCCUGUCAUGGACGACAUCAGCAUUGUCUUUCCUGAUUGGGACUCCAGUUGCGGGCGCUAUCAUCAAUUUGCAGACUGCCAAUUUUCUAGGUGUGCAGGCUUGGAGUGGAGCAACUCUCAUGGUUGGGACUGUACUUCUCCUUGCACUGUGGAUUAUGCUUUCUCGUAGCGAAGGGCGCAUUUUCAUAUAAUUCAUGCUACGAUUGUUUGCUCAUCCAAUAAAGUACUCUUGAAAUCCUU
Messenger RNA from Mollisia scopiformis, 1501 nucleotides. Its product is annotated as MFS transporter, MCP family, solute carrier family 16, member 10. The transcript is spliced from 4 exons. The record is from RefSeq and is a predicted model, not a curated record. Gene Ontology annotation, biological process: transmembrane transport. Bases 139 to 1452 code for a protein of 437 amino acids. Gene Ontology annotation, cellular component: fungal-type vacuole membrane. NCBI's taxonomy places the organism in Eukaryota, Fungi, Ascomycota, Leotiomycetes, Helotiales, Mollisiaceae. Gene Ontology annotation, molecular function: transmembrane transporter activity.